GCAUGGCUGAAACAAUUAUUUCUGUAUUACUUAAAGGCUAUUUCACAAGUUUAUUUUAGUGAGUAAAAUCCUAAAAAAUGUACAUUUUUGUUCAUAUGAUUGGACAUUUUAUAAGAGAGAAGUAAACAUUCCUAAUGAUUCUAUUGAUUUACUUGUGCUUGUUUACUCAAGUUGUAACAGUAUUGACAGCAGUAUGUGGUGAUUCUACAAUUGGAAUGGCUGAUCCUCCGUCAACGUAUAGUGGAAAUAUAGAUUCCAAUUCAAACACUGCCUACGUCAUGACUGACGCUGCUGUUGAAUUCAGUUGCUGUGGUAUGAUCAAAACGUGGAAGUUUUAUGCUUCAAGAUCUGGAACAAUCAAACUCCAAGUUUGGAGAACUUGGUUUAAUACAAACUUUACACUAGUUGGCGAAAACACUUUUGUAGUCCCAGUUGAAGCCGUAAACCAAGAAAUCCACUAUGAAGUCGCUGAAGAGCAUCGAAUCCAAAUAAAUAAUAAUGAUUACAUUGGAUGGUAUACAACGGGAACUGAUAUAAUACCAUAUAGUGGAGGAGCGAGACCAGAUAAUACAUACUAUAUAAGUACAAGCGUGUCGGUUGAUAGUACAUAUCCAUUUACGUCUAACUAUGACAACCGUGUUUAUGCCAUUGUUGCCGUAGUUACUGCAAACAAGAAACCUUACUUCGAUAAUAUUCCCUCUCAGAUCCACGUGUUUGACCAUUUGGCAAUCAACGAUGUUGUGUGGACACUUGAUCCUAAAGAUACUGAAAAUGAUGACAUCACAGUGUCGUUAUCACAGACUAAUACUUACUUCAAACUAAGUACAAACGCCAUAAAAGUAAAGUCCAGUUUGAGUACCACCAAUUCCUUUGCAGUAGCCUUGGAUCCACAGAUCACAGACUCUUGUGGUGUUUCGGAAUCAAUUACAUUAAGGAUCAUCGUAGAAAACGAGAAACCAAUCAUCACCUCGUUGCCAACGUCUGUUGAAAUCAGUGAGAACAAUGAAGUUGAAACGCUCCUACAUACAAUAACCGCUGUAGAUGGAGAGACUUUGACAUGCGAACUUCAUAGUGUUCUCCCAUUUAGUAACGAUACAGUAUUUGAGGUUAAACAAACAUCAACUCCCGGAGAAUAUGGCAUAUACUAUGUAUAUAUACCAAGAAACAGAAGCCUUGAUUAUGACAGUGUAGUAAGAUAUGACGUCAGUGUCACGUGUACAGAUGGAAGACAACCAUCAGAUGAAGGACACUUAAUGGUUUAUGUAAUAAAAAACAUACCACCCGAAUUUACAGAUCUUCCACGUGAGGAGAUCCUGCCUCAACAGUCAACAAGUUCUGGUUUUAUCGUUCCUAUUGUUGUGACUGACGCCGAUACUGCUACGACGUCACUGUCAUAUGCAAUCACGUGUGAGCCUUCUGCGUCAUGUCCUUUCUCUCGGACAACAACAUCAACAGGAGCAGAUAUAAAAACCACUGUUGAUUUUUCCACUAUACAAGUACCUGCUUUUGAUAUCCAUGUUACAGUGAAUGAUGGAGAUACUACAGUGGGACCAAAGGUCCUAAGCAUUUAUGUAGAAAACAUUAACGAUAUUCCGGUAUUCGCCAAUGCUGAAUCAGACUUGAAAAUCGGGGUAGAAGAAAAUACCGCCAUAGAUACACUUUUAUAUACAUAUUUUACAACAGAUCUUGAUUCUGUGGACGUCGUUACAUAUUCCUGGACACCGACUACGAACACUUACUUUGAUAUAGAUUCAGCAAGUGGACAGAUUUCAACAAUCGCGAUAUUUGACUACGACAAUCUCUUCUAUGUAGGGUCUGAUACUGAAUUUAAGUUCGUUGUUAAAGCCACGGAUACUAAAGACACUGCAACAACAACUGUCACUAUCUCUAUUGUAAAUGUGAACGAUGUUCCAACACUCAGUAAUACACAUUACGUUAUAAAUGAUACUGAGAACUUGGGAGAAACACUUCUUUCAUCACCUAAUAUUGAUGCAUCAGAUCCAGAAAAUGAAACUUUAAGAUACACGUUGGACUGUAAUGGAUAUAAUACAACAUAUUUUGAAAUGGAUGAAAGUACAGGCGAUGUUUAUUUUGGAAGAGAUUUUGAUUCGGAUAUUGGUCACCCACCGGUCACUGAAUGCAAUGUUACCGUAACGGAUCCAGGAGGUUUGACAGACACAGCAUUUUUAACCAUAAACAUAGCAGACACUAAUGACUUUACACCAGAAUUUGAGCGAGAUUUCUACAAUGUAUUCUUAUUUCCAACUGAGGAUAUUGGAACGAUACUAAUAAAUGUCUCGGCAUCAGAUGGGGACAUUACAGAAACUUGGAAUAUAAUAUCCUACGGCAUGGAUCAAUCAGGUUUAGGGAAUAGCUAUUUCAAUAUCGAUGAAAAUGGAACAAUAUCUGUAGCAAUGGAUAUUUCUGCAGCCUUUGAUUAUGGCCAGACAGUGAUCUUGACUUUGAGUGCAACUGAUGGUGGAGGACUGCAGGGAUUUGCUACCUUGUCAUUGAUCUUCCCAGAGACAACUACAACAUCUACGACUACUACCGAGCGUCCGUUCAAGACUGAAACGUACCCCGACAAUGGGUACUGGUAUCUUUUUGCAGGGAUAGUUCUGAUGAUGAAUACAGUCUUGAUUAUUAACCUGUGCAUGAAAUAUUGCAGACCUUGUACAGACAUUGACAAAAGAACAGAAUCGCAGAAGAGAGAUGAUAGAAUAAAAGCUGCACAAGAAAGAAAAACUAAAGUCAGAUCUGACUUUUUUUCAACGGACGAUCCUUGGAGUGUGAAUAGGUAUCAAAGUAGAAAGGUGCCAGAGAAGCAGGACCCUGCUCCUGCAAUAAACAGAAAAACUAAACGUAGUGACGAGAAAUCAGUUAAUAGUUUAGACCAAGCAAGCCAAGGAACUACAAAUGCAAACAGAUCGUCAAUGGAAUCAUUUGACAGUUCAAGUACUUCUAAAAAUCUUUUUCCGUACAAUCAACAAUCACAUCAUAUAUUUAAUCCUAAAACUGGUAGGACAGGUAAAAGGCAUGUGGACCAAAAGUCUUUGUGGUGAAAUAUCAUGUUGGCAACAGCAGUAGCAAAAUACAUUUUACUUCGCCGACUACGUUAUUAAUAUCAUUUUAAU
Mytilus californianus (California mussel) is the source of this 3134-nucleotide messenger RNA. RefSeq names its product cadherin EGF LAG seven-pass G-type receptor 1-like. The transcript has 18 exons. Gene Ontology annotation, biological process: homophilic cell-cell adhesion. Gene Ontology annotation, cellular component: membrane. Gene Ontology annotation, molecular function: calcium ion binding. Lineage: Eukaryota; Metazoa; Mollusca; Bivalvia; Mytilida; Mytilidae. Bases 135 to 3062 code for a protein of 975 amino acids. The record is from RefSeq and is a predicted model, not a curated record.